AUGGCGCCGACAUCUAUAGCUGCGGACAGGCUGCAGUCGGGACACCGGCUGUCGCAUCCUCCGCCCGGAGACGAGGUCCUCAUCACGGGAAUAUCGGGAUACUUUCCCGACUCGGACUCUGUCAAAGACCUGCAGGAAAACCUUUUCAAUAAGGUGGAUUUAAUUACCAACGAUGCUCGUCGUUGGAAGCUGGUUCACCCUGAGAUCCCACAGCGUACCGGCAAGAUCAACACCCUCAAUAAGUUUGAUGCGUCCUUCUUCGGUGUCCACUAUAAACAGGCCCAUACAAUGGACCCUAUGUGCAGAAUCCUGCUGGAGAAGGCUUAUGAAGCAGUUAUUGAUGCUGGUGUGAACCCUACAACAUUGCGUGGCACAAAGACCGGUGUGUUUAUUGGAGCUUGCUUCUCAGAAUCAGAAAAUCAGUGGUUCUACAAGAAGAUGCAGGUCAACGAUUUCGGAAUUACAGGAUGUUCCCGAGCCAUGUUGGCCAAACGUAUCUCCUACUGGUUGGGAGUGACUGGUCCCUCAUACACCAUAGACACUGCCUGCUCAAGUUCCCUUUACGCUCUGGUGCAUGCAUAAAGAGCUAUUCGAGAUGGUCACUGUGAUGCUGCUAUCGUCGGAGGAAGCAACUUGUGUCUUCAUCCUUAUGUGUCAUUACAAUUCAGCAGAAUGGGCGUAUUGUCGUUUGAUGGUACUUGUAGGACUUUUGACAAUAGUGCUAAUGGUUAUGCUCGAUCGGAAGCCAUCGUCGCUGUCUAUUUACAGAAGGCUAAAGAUUCCAGAAGGGUUUACGCUCAGUUCGUUCAUGGAAAUACCAACUGCGAUGGUUUCAAGGAGCAGGGUAUCUCUUACCCUGCUGGUUAUAUUCAGAAACUGCUUCUCAAAGAAUUUUACGAGGAGUGCUCGAUUCCUCCGUGUAUCUUGGAGUAUGUGGAGGCUCAUGGCACAGGUACCAAAGUUGGAGAUCCUGAGGAGUUGCAGGCCAUUGAUGAUAUCUUGUGCACCGGGCGCAAAAAUCCGCUACUUAUCGGCUCCAUUAAGUCCAAUUUGGGGCAUAGUGAGGCUGCCUCCGGUCUUUGCUCUAUUGCUAAGAUGUGCAUCGCUUACAACACUGGAUACAUUCCACCGAAUAUGCAUUAUAAUGUCCCUCGUGAAGGAGUAACAGCCUUGGCUGAGAAGAGGCUGGCAGUAGUCACCGACAAGACUCCUUGGGGCAGGGGCAUGUCAGGAAUCAACAGUUUCGGAUUUGGAGGAGCCAACGCUCAUGCUUUAUUGAAAGACUUCGCGAAAGUAAAGGUGAAUAAUGGUAUUCCAUCAGACGACUUGCCCCGUCUCGCCUGCGUGUCAGGUCGUACGGAGUCAGCAGUAGCCAGGAUUCUGGAUGACUUGGAGUCCAGGACAGUGGAUGCUGAGGUGAUUCGAUUACUUCACGCUAUUCAUGAUGACGACAUUGAAGGACAUAGCUUUAGAGGAUAUACUCUCUUGGGCUCAACUCCCACAAAGAGUAUGACUCUAGCGCGUGAGAUCCAGUACUUCUCAGGAGUGCGUCGUCCAGUGUGGUUCGUGUACUCGGGUAUGGGCUCCCAGUGGGCCAGUAUAGCCAAGCAGCUCAUGAGGAUCCCCAUCUUUGCUACUGCUAUUGAGAAGUGCCACAAAGCUUUAGAACCUAAAGGCAUCAACCUAACGAAGAUGAUCACUGAGAAUGACCCUACGAUCUACGACAACAUCCUCAACUCCUUCAUUGGUAUUGCCGCUGUACAGAUCGGUCUCACUGAUGUCUUGAAGACUGUUGGUAUUGAACCUGAUUACAUAAUUGGGGAUGGCAUCGGUGAACUCGGUUGUGCGUACGCUGACAACUGUUUGACCGCGGAGGAAAUGAUCUUGUCUGCACACCGCAGGGGCCUGGCUUCAACUGAGAUAUCAUUUGUUAUGGAACCUAUGUUUGAAUUUGAUACUAAAUCACGCUCCGGAAAGUGGGUAUCGUCAACCUCAUCACUUCGAGAGCAAUCAAAAGACACUAAUGAUGCUGAACUGCCUCCCACAGACCUACACACCCAUAUCCUCGAGAGUCCCGCGUUGUUAGAGAAGACAGCUCGUCUGAUCCACGCUAAUGCAAUCACCAUCGAGAUCGCCCCCCAUGAUCUGUUGCAAGCUAUUCUGCGCAGAUUUCUGAAGAAGGACGUUAUCAACCUUGCUUUGACACAGAAGGACCACCCGGACAAUGUCCAAUGUCUGUUCACUGCUAUUGGAAAAUUAUACGACUUAGGUCGGAAUCCACAUCUGGCCAACAUCUACCCACACGUACCAUUCCCCGUGUCACAAGGUACGCCUAUGCUUGCUCAUCUCGUUGAGUGGGAGCACAAUGAGAACUGGUACGUUACGAAAUUUGAUGAAUUAGAGAAAAUAAAGAUCGGUGAGAGGACAGUCAAAGUAUCUAUUGACGAUGAGGAAUAUAACUUUUUGGCUGGUCAUGUCAUUGAUGGUCGUAACUUAUACCCUGCCACCAGUCUGUUGGUGCUAGUCUGGGAAACCCUUGCUAUGAUGAUAGGAGAGGUUUAUACCAACGUGUCAGUGGUCUUCAAAAAUCUACGCUUCCAGAGAGCAACUAACAUUCCCAAGGAGGGAAACCUGGAGUUUAUCAUCACUAUCCAAAAGGAGAGUGGUAACUUCGAGAUUUCGGAAAGCAGUGUUUCCAUCGUAACUGGUCAGGUUUAUGCCAAGAAAAACGUCGGCCAGAACUUCAGGGUAAUCCCACAUUUGCCAGAAGCCAGUGGUCCUUGCAUUAAGCACUUGUUGACCAAGGACUUCUACAAAGAACUGCGUCUCAGAGGAUACCAAUUCAGUGGUCUGUUCCGUGGAGUUAUCGGAUGCAACGUCGAAGCCACACGUGGUCGUCUCUCUUGGGUCAACAACUGGGUCACCUUCAUGGAUUGCAUGCUGCAGAUGAUGCUUUUUAGCCAAGAUUCCAGGAGUCUUUAUAUACCCACUAGGAUUGAGAGACUCUCCAUCGAUACUACUAUGCACUGUGAUGCCAUUGCUAAAAUGAAUCUUGAUAGUGACAAUAAAUCUUUCGAGGUUCGCGUGUAUCCAGAUGUCAGCGUUAUAAGGGCUGGUGGUAUCGAAAUUCGAGGCCCUCGCGCCACUCUUAUUACUAAAAGGCAACCUCUAGGUAUACCUAUUCUUGAGAAGAACGAAUUCAUCCCUAACUUUGGACAAUACAAGAUGAAGAUCAAGGAUAUCCUCCGUGCGAACAUUCAGCUAGUUCUUGAGAACAUUCACAGCUAUAAAGUCAAAAGUAUUGAGUUAUAUGACGAAGAAUAUAAAAGGAACAAUCUGAAGCCCUUGUUAGAAAAUAUCGGUGAUAUACUUGGAGAUUUUCCCUUAGUCCAGGCUGAGCUGUUACUUAUUUCUGAAGAGCCCGUUGAUAUGCCUUCCAACAUCACCGUCGAGAAAAAGAAACUGAGACGAGAGAGUAACACUUUAUUAUUUAUUGGAGCUAAUCUCCUUGGUAGGCCUGAGCUUUUACAACAAGCAAUCGGCACCCUCCGUGAAAAGGCCUUCGUCAUCAGUCGCGAAAACGAACGCCCCAACCCUAAGGAUUACUCCGACCAAUACGACAUUGUUACCAUUCAAGACACAGGCUUCGAAUACAUUGUACUGUUGAGAAAACGUGUAGAAGCCAGACCAGCCAAGUUCGUCAGGAUCUUAGCUUCUGAUGAUACUUUCGCAUGGAUCGACAAAGUCAAGGAGGAAAUCAAAGAAGGCCAGAAAGUGGUCCUAUACACACAAGAUGAACAUAUCAACGGUCUCUUAGGAUUAGUGAACUGUUUGAGGAAGGAGCCUGGCGGUGAGAUUGUGUAUGGUCUUCUUAUUGCUGACCCAUCAGCUCCUCCAUUUAACCCUGAUUUGAAAUUCUAUGAAGACCAGCUAAAUAAAGAUUUAGCUCUUAAUGUGUUUAAAGAUGGCCAAUGGGGUACCUACCGUCAUCUUCUCUUGGACGAUUUGGAGACAAUUCGUGCCAACCAUGCAUAUAUCAAUAUCCUUACCAUCGGAGAUCUUUCUUCACUGAAAUGGAUAGAAGGUAACAUCGACGCCAACCAUGUGUUCCGGGAUAAGGAAACGCUACUAGUCCAUGUAUAUUGUGCAGCGUUAAACUUCCGUGAUGUCAUGACAGCCAUUGGUCGUGUCACGGUGGAUACUGUCGAUCGUGGUCGUCUUGCGCAAGAGUGUGUGCAGGGUUUAGAAAUUGUCGGAAAAACCGCCAACGGUACCCGUGUUAUGGGUAUGGUUUGCAACCGUGGUAUUACUAACUUGGCUGAGGGACAAAAAGACAUACUGUGGCCUGUUCCUGAUGAGUGGACCUUCGAAGAAGCCGCUACUGUCCCUGUUGCCUACGGAACUGUCUAUUAUGCUAUGAUCAUGUUUGGGCAACUGCGACGUGGCGAGUCCGUCCUCAUUCAUGCAGGUUCUGGAGGAGUAGGCCAGGCCGCCAUCAACGUGGCGCUCCACUACGGCUGCGAGGUUUUUACCACUGUUGGUACCGCGGAGAAGAGAGCAUUCAUCAAGAAGCUGUUUCCUCAGCUAAAAGACAGCCAUAUCGGUAACUCCCGUGACACUUCUUUCGAGGACAUGAUCAGUCGCGAAACGAACGGCAAGGGUGUCGAUAUGGUGCUCAACUCUUUGUCUGAUGAUAAACUACAGGCGUCAGUCCGUUGUCUUGCGUUCCGUGGUCGGUUUCUCGAAAUCGGCAAAUUCGACAUCACAAACAACACCUCCAUCGCCAUGUAUUUCCUCUCGAAGGAAAUUACCUUCCAUGGCAUCAUGUUGAACUACAUCUUCAAUCUGGAGCCUGUUAUCAAAAAGCGCUUCCAAGACCUUUUCCUACGUGGCAUCGAGAACGGUGCCAUCAAACCUUUAACUUACUGCUCCUUUAAGGCCAACGAAGUGGAAAAUGCCUACCGUUACAUGGCUGCUGGCAAACACAUCGGGAAGGUAAUUAUCAAGAUUCGUGAGGAAGAGCAGAGCAACGGUCAACUCAGACCCGUAGCAAUGCCCAUAGAUGCUAUACCUAGGUACAUUUGCCACAAGGACCUUGUAUAUGUAGUGAUCGGCGGACUCGGUGGCUUCGGUCUAGAGCUGGCUGACUGGCUCAUCAUGCGAGGCGGCAGAAAGAUCCUGCUGACGUCCCGCAGAGGUAUCACUAAUGGAUACCAGUCGUCGCGAUUGAGGGCCUGGGCAUCAUAUGGCGCAGAUAUCCAGAUUUCGACACAUGACGUCACCACUGAGCCUGGCUGCGAGGAAAUGCUCAAGAUGGCGCUCAGCAUGGGACCUGUGCAUGCUAUUUUCAACUUGGCUGUCAUCCUGAAGGACUCCAUCUUUCAGAACCAAACUUCUGAGACCUUCAAGACAUCGUUCGCGCCAAAGGCUCUUGCUACCAUGCAUUUGGAUAAACUAUCGAGGAAGCUGUGCCCAGACUUGAAGGAUUUUGUGGUCUUCUCGUCUGUAUCCUGUGGACGUGGUAAUGCUGGUCAAACCAACUACGGCUACUCCAACUCCGUGAUGGAGAGGAUCUGUGAAUGGAGGAAGAAGCUCGGCCUCCCAGCCCUUGCUGUGCAAUGGGGAGCUAUUGGUGAUGUUGGUCUGAUAGCUGACAUGCAGGAUGAUGACGUCCAACUUGAGAUCGGAGGAACUCUGCAGCAGAGGAUAUCUUCCUGUCUGACUGCUCUCGACAAGUUCAUGAAGCAGGAUGCUCCUAUCGUGUCUUCUAUUGUGGUGGCUGAGAAGAAGACUGGUUGCGAAGGAUGUGGCAAUGCAUUAGAUGCAGUCGCUCAGAUUAUGGGUAUAAAGAACUUAAAGACAGUAUCGCAGCAAGUCUCCCUGGCUGAUUUGGGUAUGGACAGUAUGAUGGCUUUGGAGAUCAAUCAAAUAUUGGAGAGAGAGUUCAAGAUUUUUCUCACGGCUCAAGAUAUUAGAACGUUGACAUUCGCCAGGCUACUAGAGCUAACAGCACUGCGCAAACCUAUAUCUUCAGCCUCAAACUCACGUCUCACUAAUGAUGAAGGAGCUGUUGGACUUCGUGUACUGAUAAGAAAUUUUGGUGAUGAGAAAACUGUCUCUAAGCCAAUUGUCUACAUGCCUUCCAUGGUUAGCCAUGGAGUCGAGGUACCGGAGCAUAUGAUAUUCAUGUUACCUGGGCUAGACAGUAAUGCAGCAAAACUGGAGCCACUCUGCAAGAGAUUGAAGGUUAAGGUCUGCGUGCUGCAGCUUGGAGUGGAGCACAAGAACGAGAACAUGCACCAGAUGGUCAACAGGUUGUACCAGAUAGUGAUUCGAAUGCUAAAACCUGGUUGUCCAUUCUGGCUCCUCGGAUACAGUUACGGUACUCUACUCGCCUUGGAAUUGGCUUCCAGACUGGAGAAGGAAGGUUACAAGGGAACAAUAUUCUGUUUAGACGGUGCUCCAGAAUUCGUCUACGCUCUCGUCACGAAGACUAUAAGUGUUCCAAGCGACUUCCAACUGCAAAACAGUUUGUUAUGUCACACAAUGAGGCUUGUCGCCCCCAAUUUUGACGCCACCAGAGAACUUAUGGAGAAACUUAACAACAUUGAAUCUUUUGAAGAAAGAAUUGCAUUAACAGUCAGGAUGUCUCCAUUACAGGACAAAUACUCCGAUAAAUUCUUGACAAAGCUUGCCCAAGUUUCCUUCGAUAGGCUGAAGACCAUCCUUGACUAUGACCCGAAAGCUUUCAAGAAGCUACAGUCCCCAAUCGUCCUUCUUCGUCCCAAAGAGAACCCGUCCUUCGUAGCUGUAGAAGAGAACUAUGGACUCGACAAGUACACAGAGAACAAUGUCACCGUACACUUCCUGGAGGGUAACCACGUCUCUAUCGUUGAGAACAAGGACUGUGCUAACAUCAUCAACAAAGUUUUGGAUGAGAUCGAACGAGAGGAGAGUUAAACAAUCGAUAAUGUAGUCACACUCGAGCAUGAAAACACUGUCAAACAUAAGUCCAAAUCCAUAUUGCAAAUAGUAAAAAACAGUCAUAGAAAUCCAUUUUUAGAAAUAGACCAUGUUCUUCGAAUAUUGUUACAAGUAUUAUCUAUGUAUGUUUUGUAACCACUUCAUUGAUGAGAUACAAACGCACUAACUAACAAUAAAACAGUUUCAAAAUUUACUUUUUUAAAGACACAGCAAAGACUUAUAUCACAAUAAUUAUGUUUAUGAUCUCAAGAUAACUAAUUUUAUGCACAUAAUUAAAUGAUACAAUUUCUGAUGACAAGGCCAAUUACUUUUAGCAACCUAUAAAUAAUGAUGAUA
Molecule: messenger RNA, 7320 nt
Organism: Spodoptera litura
Lineage: Eukaryota; Metazoa; Arthropoda; Insecta; Lepidoptera; Noctuidae
Product: fatty acid synthase-like
Biological process (GO): fatty acid biosynthetic process
Molecular function (GO): phosphopantetheine binding; fatty acid synthase activity; 3-oxoacyl-[acyl-carrier-protein] synthase activity
Source: RefSeq, a predicted model, not a curated record